Punctularia strigosozonata HHB-11173 SS5 is the source of this 180-nucleotide messenger RNA. RefSeq lists its product as uncharacterized. The record is from RefSeq and is a predicted model, not a curated record. The coding region runs from base 1 to 180 and encodes 59 amino acids. The transcript has a single exon. Lineage: Eukaryota; Fungi; Basidiomycota; Agaricomycetes; Corticiales; Punctulariaceae.
AUGCGAAAUCCGUUACAUACGUCAUCUGACCUGCCUGCAACUGUUGUCCCCUUCGGGGUGACAUACGAUAAAAUUGGAACGAUACAGAGAAGAUUAGCAUGGCCCCUGCACAAGGAUGACACGCUUUCCCGGAGUGGUAGACCUACGGGUCUCAAUAUUUAUUGCUUUUCUUUCGUCUGA